AUGACUUCUCAGAAAUCAAGUACCGUAUUCACCGUCUUCCGGGGCUUGCAUGAUGUGGGCUAUACCUGGUCUCCAUUCGUGACGAAGCUCGAGGCUCGGUUGCGAUUCGGCAAUGUUGCAUACCGCGUCGAGACAGGAUCUAUGAAGGAAGCCCCGCGGGGGAAAGUUCCAUAUGUGUCUGUCACACAUGCAGAUGGGCAGAUCGAAAUGAUGUCGGACUCGACGCUUAUUGCGAAGGCCUUGAUCGAGACGGGAACCUUGCAAGAUCUAAAUGCCAAGCUAUCACCUUCUGAGAAAUUGAACGAGAUCAGUUUCAAAGCCUUGUUUGAAGAAAGGCUUUACUUUUACCAGGGAUACGAAAGAUGGAUAUUGAACUACUACGCUAUGAGAUUCAAGAUUCUGGGUUCCUUGCCAUGGCCAGUCCAAGUCGUAGUGGGGAAUAUUAUCUAUCUCAAGUACACAUGUACCCUGUCAGGCAUGGGAAUCCUGAAGUUCAGCGCUAAUGAAAUUGCUGGGUUCUGCCGAGAGAUCUGGGAGACCACAAGCGAACAAUUGAUGGCGGUCCGCGCCCAACGCCAGGACCAGGAAGGCCCCUUUUGGCUGUGGGGUGGCGACACCCCGACCGAAGCCGAUACCGUUCUGUUCGGAUUCGUUGUUUCGAAUCUAGUUAGUGCUGCGAGCCCGGCUUCUGCUGCCACUAUCAAGAGUCAUCCUGUUCUUGUUGACUACGCGCGUCGGAUCCAUGACCACUACUUCCCUGACUAUGAACUCUGGAAAUAG
Molecule: messenger RNA, 780 nt
Organism: Penicillium maclennaniae
Lineage: Eukaryota; Fungi; Ascomycota; Eurotiomycetes; Eurotiales; Aspergillaceae
Product: glutathione S-transferase family protein
Exons: 3
Coding region: 1-780 (259 amino acids)
Source: RefSeq, a predicted model, not a curated record